Morus notabilis is the source of this 742-nucleotide messenger RNA. Its product is annotated as protein STRICTOSIDINE SYNTHASE-LIKE 12. NCBI's taxonomy places the organism in Eukaryota, Viridiplantae, Streptophyta, Magnoliopsida, Rosales, Moraceae. Gene Ontology annotation, biological process: biosynthetic process. The record is from RefSeq and is a predicted model, not a curated record. Gene Ontology annotation, molecular function: strictosidine synthase activity.
GUCCAAGGCUCUUUGUGAUGGAACAAAUGAUCCGGCUUUGCGUCCUAUUUGUGGGAGACCAUUAGGUAUUGAAUUCUUCCACAGGAAGAAUAUGCUAUUUAUUGCUGAUGCUUUUCUAGGGUUGUUUGUGGUUGGACCAAAUGGAGGACUUGCAACCGGACUUGCUACUGCUGCAGAAGGAACACCCUUCAGAUUUCUUAACGGUUUGAGUGUUGAUCAACAUACUGGAGACGUUUAUUUCACAGAUUUCAGUUCAAGAUUCUUGCAAAGCCAAAUCCUGGACGCAAUUGCUGCCAAUGACUCAACAGGAAGGUUACUAAAGUACGAUUGCAGAAGUAAAAAAGUUAGAGUGCUACUAAGUGCCCUUUCUGGGGCAAACGGUGUUGCAAUCAGUUCAGCCUCGUAUUUACUUGUAGCUGAGACCAUAGCUUACAGAACUCGAAGAUUUUGGCUACGUGGGACCCGAGCUUUUACGUCUGAAGUUGUGGCCAAAUUUCCAGGAAGGCCUGAUAAUAUUAAAAGAGCACCUUCAGGAGAUUUUUGGGUGGCAGUCAACAUACCGAGGACAGAAGUACCAAGUUCAGUACCUGCAGAAAUUAGAAUCAACGGAGCUGGCGGUAAUUUGCAGACUUUGCCUCUAGACCAAUACUAUAACACUACUGUAAGUGAGCUUUUACAGCGUGGUUCGCGAUACUAUGCUGGAUCUGCCCAAGCCGAUUUUGUUGGUGUUUUCAACACAUGA